Molecule: messenger RNA, 2467 nt
Organism: Bufo bufo (common toad)
Lineage: Eukaryota; Metazoa; Chordata; Amphibia; Anura; Bufonidae
Gene: GASK1A
Product: golgi associated kinase 1A
Exons: 5
Coding region: 393-2228 (611 amino acids)
Cellular component (GO): Golgi apparatus
Source: RefSeq, a predicted model, not a curated record
AAGUGGCUGAACUUCUCCAGAGCUGCAGACAUAGACACUCACUUAGCCAAGGGGGAAUCUCAUAAUGUAAGGAAGGGGGUUGAAGUAUUUCGUACAGUAGCUUUAGGGAAGAGGAGUAUAUAGUAUAAUGCAAACUAAGCACAAGAAAAAAGACUUUUAAAUAGAUACGACGUUGGAUACAAAACAUCUGGAUAGAUAUUUGAAAAGAGACUACAGACAGUGUGGUGCUGGAGCCGAGCAGGGGCCAUGUAAACCUGAUACCUCUGAGCUGUGAAGAAGUGGGAUCCUAAGGAAUAAGAGGCUAAAGCACUGACUGCCUAUGAAAAAGAGGUCCAGAGGAGGACAGGACUGCUGUGGAUGGCUACCCAGUCAUCUCCGCUGCUCUUCAAGACAUGGCCCUGAUGUUAUGGCUCAGGAUGCACUUGAAGAGAAGACCAUUUGUUCGCCUCUGUCUUUUGUUCAUUUUCUCUCUGGUGUUAAUUAACAGUUUUCCUGCAUUGCCUACAGACACAAAUGGAGUUACUGAUCAUCAACGAUCACAACACAGAAAAGUAGUCCGACAUAAGCGACUAUGGACUGACACCACAGACUCCAGUCCUGGCCUUAUUCAAACUGCUGACCACAAAAGUUGGGAAUCUGGCCUGAACAGUUACAGGGUAGACAUGUGCUCAUUUCUGAACUCCAGCCACAGCUGUAAGGAAAAACAUUAUUUAGGUCAGCUUAGCAAGCAAUCCGGAUGGAAAAAUAAUUAUUAUCAAACCAAAGAGAAGAGAUCUGUAACCAAUAAACAGUUACUUGCUGUAAGCCAUGCCACAGAAACAAAACCAAAAAGCCUUAUACUGGCAGCCAAUAUAAACAAAGUUAUACAUAAUUAUUCAGGAUCAAGAGGAAUCCUUGCAGGCAAGGAUCCUCAUAAUCUAAAGAAAAGUGUCAUAUAUCUACCAAUGCCAGUUUUAGUAAAAAACAAUCAUUUUGAAAAAUCUAAAACUAAACUUCAAUCCCUGCUCAAAAACUAUUCAAUAGGUCUACCAGAAUCUCAACCCCACAAAACAGAUGAACAUGUGUUUCCAUUAGGUAGGUUUCCAGCCUUGCAGGACACAGACUCUGCAAGCAAUGGGGAAAGAGCCAGGGAGAACUUGAGUAAUACAACGGCUCCAUUCCAGGACUCUUCAGUAAACUAUAAAAUCAAUUUAGUCUCUGACUGCAUAAAAUUCCAGUCUAAAAAGUCUAAGCAAUAUCUUAAAGAAGAAAGGUUCACUGAGAAUGCUCCUCCUUGGUUUACAUCAGAUGAUUUGCAGAAGAUGAAGUUGCUCUCUGAGGGGGGAAUUGUAGAUAAAUCAAGAAUCCCUGCUCACGGACAGGUUCUUAAAGUUGCACUUUGUGCCAGCCAUAUGGAUGAACAAUGUCAUCAAAAGAAUGAUUGCAACCGAGGCUUGGGUGGGUUAAUUAAAAGACCAAGUGAUUUAUAUGAAGUUCUAGCUUUCCAUCUUGAUAGGGUUCUUGGGUUGAAUCGUAGCCUCCCAGCAGUUGCCCGAUUAUUCACAGACAACCUAUUGCCAUACAAGUAUACCAAUGGUGCACCAAGGCCAAUUGUGUGGUGGGCACCUGACAUUAAACAUUUAAAUGACACCAACAAUGACCAGAAUUCUCAUGCUCUGAGCUGGCUGGAAUAUCAGCACAUGUUAAAGCAUAGGUGUGGCAUGGAGGACUCUCUUACUUCCAUGGAUACAGCCCCAUGUGUUGGCAUUAAACAUACAGAGUGGUCUAAAUUGGCUUUGUUUGAUUUUCUCCUGCAGGUUCAGGAUCGACUAGACAGAUACUGCUGUGGAUUUAACCCUGAUCCAACAGAGCCUUGUGUGGAGGAGCUGCUACAUGACAAAUGUCGCAACCAGAAUGAACUUGUUUUAGUACAUAUUCUGGUGCGUCAUAGCGACCCUUCUCACUUGGUUUACAUUGACAAUGCUGGGAGGCCCAAUCACCCUAAUAACAAUUUGAAUUUUAGGAUUUUGCAAGGAAUUGAUGGGUUCCCUGAAUCAGCAGUGCAAGUGCUGAGGUCGGGAUGUUUACAGGACAUGCUAUUAAGGUCACUGGAGAUGGACCAUAUAUUCUGGCGCAGCCAAGGAGGCUUCAAGGGAGUAAAGAAAUUGGUAGAAACCAUUCAGCAGAGAGGACAGAUCAUUUUGGAGUACAUAGAAAAACACACAAUACCCCUUAUUUCUAACCUAUAACUACCUGUUCACCUCCAAGAACUGGAAAAUUUUGAGAUAUGAGACAACAACAAAAAGAUAGAAAGAAAAGCUGUUGAAAAUGAUAAAAAAAAAGGGUUAAAAAAAAUAAGCUAUAAAGUCUGUACAACAUAGACAAGCGACAAUGUCACGUGGGCGUCUUCACGGCAGCUGUAGAUAGGAAAAAUAGCUAAAUAUAAAAGAGAAAACACUCUGACCAAAAGGACAAUUAACAAAAUGUG